Molecule: messenger RNA, 387 nt
Organism: Dentiscutata heterogama
Lineage: Eukaryota; Fungi; Glomeromycota; Glomeromycetes; Diversisporales; Gigasporaceae
Source: the annotation of a GenBank genome assembly
AUGUUUGGUGGUAUUGUAAAAGUUUAUCCUCAAUAUGAGGUAUCUGGAAGCCAUGGCAAGGGACCAAUCGACUGGGCGAUCAAGGUGGAAGAUACAAUUAUCUCCGUGACUGAGGCAAAAAGAGAAAACAUUGAUCAAGGUAUCGCUCAAAGUACCGUCCAAGCCCACGCAUCCCUACAACGAAAUAGGAAAAGGCGUAGUUAUGAGGAAGCUGAUAUGUAUGGAGAUGUAAUGUACGGCAUUGUCACAACCGGAGUCGAUUGGAUAAUAACCAAAAUCGUCUUAAGUAAUGAGAACGAUAAUGAGAAUGGGGAUGUUCAAGUUUAUUGGAAACAAAUUAAGUGGGUUUAUGAUCUACAAAUUGAAUCGCAAAAACGGCAACGCUAG